AAAAAAGACAAACAAACACAUCGGAGGAGACGAAUAGGCAUUUGUAAUAAAAAAAACAACAGAGUUCGGACAUUUUUGCGAUCUCUUGUUUUCCUGUCCAAAAGGUAGCAAGUUUGCGGGUUUCUAGGAUCUGGGAUUCGCCCCCCCCAAUUUGAUGUUUCUGAUUCUUCUUCUUCAGACAUUAAAUUAGGUUCUGUUCUUCGCCGUUUUUGCUUGUAAUAAUAAUCAUUCGGCUAGAAUUUUCCGACAAAAUAUUCCAACCUUGAAGUUUCCUUAUGGAUUUGCGGGUUCCGAUUCUCUUCUUCUUCUUGAGUACAAUAUGCUUUCCUUCUGUCUUGGCUUCAUCGUCCCCUGUGGAGUUUUCCGUCUGCAAUCACGAAUUCGAGCUCUUCCGCUUCGAUUUAGACUCCAAAUGUCCUUCUUCUCUCCAUCCAGCUCCUCCUAUCCAGGUAGAUGGAGAGACACUUGACAGGUUAAUAAUGUCUUUGAACUAUGAUGGGAAUGGUUAUAUGUCUGUGCUCUUUUAUGCUUCCUGGUGCCCUUUCUCACGUGCUGUCCGUCCUAAGUUUGAUAUGUUGAGUUCCAUGUUCCCUCAAAUACAGCACUUAGCUGUCGAGCAUUCUCAAGCACUCCCAUCUGUGUUUUCAAGGUAUGGUAUCCGCAGCUUACCUUCAAUCCUGAUUGUAAAUCAAACUUCAAAGGCGCGUUACCGUGGUCAAAAGGAUCUUACAUCCCUCAUUGAGUUUUAUGAGGAAUCUACAGGUCUCAAGCCUGUCCAGUACGUGGCAGAAGCUGAACCAGCAACCAGCUUAGACGCCACCAACGGUAACCUCAUCACAUGGUUACGCAAAGGGACAUCUAUCAGUGAAAUAUUCAGACAAGAUCCUUUCUUGGUACUGUCUCUGCUGUUCAUCUGUUUACAAAUAGCAAUCCUCGUCUUCCCCAUAGCAGAAUCACGCAUGAAAGCGUUGUGGGCUUCUUACGUUUCCAAUCUGAACCUGGAAAGGUUUAGAGAGAUUAGCCAACUGUUCAGCCGUGCUCUCCACAUGGUCGAUGUGAGGAGGCUAUGGUUGAAACUUAGACUCGUCAAAACAAGGAACUUUCAUGAAAGAGCAAUGAACGCCCAAGCCUGGGCGUCAUCGCUUGCAUCUGUGUCUCUUGGCCAAGCUUCGUCAGACCAGUCCUGAUCCCUUGAAGAGAUCCUUCUAGUAUUUAAGCGUGUUCUUGAAACCUGAGAGUUUCCCUUUACAUGGAAUGUUAUAUUGACUUUCUGAGUUAAUUUGUCUGCGUCAAAAGCAUGUAAAUCCAGGAACAGCUUUGUUUCUGCCUGUGUAUAUCUUUCUUUCUCUCUUUUGUCUUUUUUAUGAAUCUGAGAUGUAUGUUUUGACCUCA
Brassica oleracea var. oleracea is the source of this 1392-nucleotide messenger RNA. RefSeq names its product 5'-adenylylsulfate reductase-like 5. Bases 276 to 1187 code for a protein of 303 amino acids. Lineage: Eukaryota; Viridiplantae; Streptophyta; Magnoliopsida; Brassicales; Brassicaceae. The transcript has 4 exons. The record is from RefSeq and is a predicted model, not a curated record.